UGGAAAAAAGGCUGGCAGUAUAAAGAGGAGAAUGGAUGUCUAUCUGUUGACACUUGUCGCCGCGGCGAUUGUUGGACUAAUUGUCAUAUGUACCGCUUUCUUACAAGCCCGCGGUAGAGUAGUACCAGACGCUGCUGCGGUGCAAGCUGGACGAUUGAGACCAUUGAGACGGGUAGCUGUCGGGAGAGAUCUCAGACGUCGUAUGCGAGACUUUGGUACUCAUCGGCCCGAGGAGUACGACAAUCCACUCGACCGACGUAACAACAACGACGACGACGAUAACGAUGCAGAUGACAAGGCAAACUUGCCAGAUCACAAGAUAGGAGCGAAAAGACGGGCGAAGCUAGCGGCUAAGGCCGAAAAGAAGGUCCAGAGAUUGACGGCUGAGCGGGACAAAAUGGAACGGUUGAGACGAGAACAACAUUUGAAAGAGGAAAGGGACAGACAGGCUGAGGAGGAACAAGCUCAACAACUACGAGCGGAGCAAGUGGAAAAGAAGGCCAGGGAGGAAAAGGAGAGGCAAGAACACGAGGAAUAUUUAAAGAUUAAGGAAGCCUUUAGCGUCGAGGAGGAGGGUUACGAGCAGGAAAAUGGGGACGACGAGGAGAACCUGUUGCAACAAUUUCUCGCGUAUAUCAAGAUGAAUAAAGUACUGCUUUUGGAAGAUCUAGCUGCACAUUUUGGGCUCAAGACAGCAAGCGUGGUAGAGAGAAUUCAACAACUGCAAGCCAAUGGUAGUUUAACCGGCGUAAUUGACGACAGAGGAAAGUUUAUUUAUAUAUCGGAACAUGAGCUUGAGGCUGUUGCUAAAUUUGUGCGGCAACGUGGUCGAGUUAGUAUCACCGAAUUGGCUGAAAAUUCCAAUAACCUCAUUAAUUUGGCUCCUGCUGAGAGUUGUAGCGUUUCAGCUAGUUAGAUAAGUUGUAUAUAUUUUAUAUCGUGACACACGAUGGCUGUAUAAAUGCAACUACUUGAGUAA
Molecule: messenger RNA, 979 nt
Organism: Vollenhovia emeryi
Lineage: Eukaryota; Metazoa; Arthropoda; Insecta; Hymenoptera; Formicidae
Gene: Ddrgk1
Product: DDRGK domain-containing protein 1
Exons: 2
Coding region: 32-916 (294 amino acids)
Source: RefSeq, a predicted model, not a curated record